Stylophora pistillata is the source of this 2591-nucleotide messenger RNA. RefSeq names its product copine-1. Gene Ontology annotation, cellular component: plasma membrane. Gene Ontology annotation, biological process: cellular response to calcium ion. Lineage: Eukaryota; Metazoa; Cnidaria; Anthozoa; Scleractinia; Pocilloporidae. Gene Ontology annotation, molecular function: calcium-dependent phospholipid binding. The record is from RefSeq and is a predicted model, not a curated record.
UUGACUAUUUACGGUACGUCAAACAAUCAACUUUGGGCAAUUAUCUCCCUAACAACAGCGUGUUUGUCACGAAAUACCAAAUCACAGAAGAAAAGAGCAGAAGUUAGCGAGUUCAUUUAGACAUUUAUCGGCAACAUGGUGCUGUUGAGCUGGAAUUGGAAAAGAAAUGAGUUCCUUGCUUUAAUUCUCUAACAGGGAAUGGCUGAGAGAAAAGCAAUGCCGUCCCUUAGGAACAAAAUCGCCUCUGAAGACAAUAUCCACAGCAGUUUACAAUCCAAACUUGUACAGAAUGGUCACGUCACGCUACAGACAAACGCUUUUCAAAACAAGCGCAAGAUGGAGUUAUUUAUUGAAUGUACAGACCUCGUACAACUGGACACCUUCUCGAGAACGGAAGCCAUGUGUGUCCUGUACGCGAAAAGACUUGGGCAAUGGAAGGAAUACGGACGGACGGAGUCUAUACCAAACAACUGCCAUCCAAAGUUUGUAGAAACAUUUAUCAUUGAGGUGAACUCUACGGUUUAUCCAAGGUUACGCUUUUCAGUGUUUGACUUGGCGAACUUUACAUCCAAAGAUCUCCGUAAACACGAUUUUAUGGGCUCGCUUGAAAUCGAGCUAGACACAUUGUUAGAGUCAAGUUGUGGCACAUUAAUAAGAACACUGCGAGUGCCAGGAGACGUCAAGUCACGUGGUUAUAUUCAUAUUUACGUGGACGAUGUGAGAGACAAUAGAACAAAUGUUCGACUUCAUUUUGGCGCCAACAAUCUGAAGAAAAAAGGUCUACUGGGAAAAUGUGAUUCGUUCUUUGAAGUUAAUCGGCUCCUGCCAAGGAGUAAUCACUAUCACCCAGUUUAUAGAUCUGAAGUGGUUACGAAGACGGCGUGCCCCAAGUGGGCGCCGUUGGAUAUCAGUUUACAGAAGUUGUGUAAUGAAAACAUUGAUGGACAGCUUGUGUUAUCAUGUUGGCAUUUCUCUAACAGUGGCAACCACAAAAUGGUGGGAGAGGCCAGAUUACCUUUGAAUCUUCUUCUUAAGAGAGAAGUCAAACAAGUGGAUAUAGUGAAUCCGAAAAAGCAGAUUAAAAAUAAACGCUAUUCAAACUCUGGAACUCUUCGUAUUCUACACUGCAAUAUGGAUAAACAAUUUAGUCUUAUUGAUUACGUCAGAGGAAAUUGCAUCAUCAGAAUGGUAUGCGCCAUUGAUUUCACUAUUUCCAAUGGACCCCCUUUGACCCAGGAUUCCCUGCAUACGAAGGACUUGGAGAAGAAUGAGUAUUCUCACACCCUGAGAUCAAUAGGAAAGGUUUUAUCGAGCUUCGAACAAGAUAAGAAAAUUGCAGCGUAUGGAUUCGGAGCCCAGGCCUGCUCGACAGGAGAACUACCUUAUAUGUUUGCUCUUGAUAGAGAAAGUGGCAAAGCUGAGCUUGAGAAUGUAGAGGCUGUUGUUGACGCCUAUUGGAAAAGACUGGAAGACGUCAAGUUGGGUGGACCUACCCACCUUGCACCCAUCAUCCAAGCAAUAGCAACAUACGCCGAGAAAGAAAUAUCCCAGUGUGCUCAGCACUACACAAUAGGACUGGUUAUUGUUGACGGCAUUGUCAACGACGUAAAUCAUUUAAUAGACGUGUUAAUUGAAGUGGAACAGUUGCCUCUUUCAAUAGUUGUUGUAGGCGUUGGGCCCGCAGAUUUUCGAUUAAUGAAUGAACUGUUUUCAAGAAAUAGGCGACAGCUAAGAUCUAAAGAAGGAAAGAAGACAGCAAGUCGCAUGAACACAGACUUUUUGUCUCUGAGAAGACACGCUGCAAAUCCAGGAGUCAAUGAUUCAAUGGCGCGAGAUGUAUUUGCAAACAUUUCACAACAAAUUGUUACGUUUUUCAAGUCCAGAGGGAUCGUUCCCAACCUUCCAACGAAAAUGAACGUUAAGGAACCAUUUGACGACUGUAAUAAUCUGUCUCAGGCUGAUGCUGCAUUAAGACCUUCCUCACCACGCGCGCGCAAGAUCUCACAGCACAUCGCUGCCAGAUGUCCAACUUGUGGCUCUGUGAUUGAGCGUGACUCAUUCAAUAUGCUCUCCCUGUAGUUAAAUUUGAGGAUUUCCAAAGAUGCUAGGGAAGAACUGUAGGCAACGUUUGUUAAAGCCUUGAUUUCUUUCACGAUCCUUAGUACGUCACUCCGUCAAUCGACCAGACUCACUCUAUUCAAAAUUAUUUUCCUUUCUUUGAUACUAGUUCUUGCCUUUCUAGCCUCUUCCAAUUAAUUUAUUUUCAUUUUCUGUUUUUCAUAAAUUUCUUGUGUAAACAAAUUAUAAUUGUAACGAUAAAAGCAUAAUUUAUUUAAAGUUAAAUCCGCAGUAUGCUCGUGUAAUGAAUUUUAAGAGUUCUCAGUAACGAGAUCAGACUAGCUGCUUUUGACCCACCAUCAUCAAAAUUAAACAAUAGCGUACUGUACUCACCACAACUAUAAAUUAAAAAACAACAACAGGAGCACAGAUUUCUAAUUCCUACUGGUAAUUCCUUAAGGAGUUGUACCUCAACUGACUUAUGGGAAAAAGGUCAAAACUCUUUAAAAAAUUAAAUUCUGUUAUUACCAGUG